This is a messenger RNA of Sparassis crispa, 432 nucleotides long. RefSeq lists its product as hypothetical. The record is from RefSeq and is a predicted model, not a curated record. The transcript has 4 exons. The coding region runs from base 1 to 432 and encodes 143 amino acids. Lineage: Eukaryota; Fungi; Basidiomycota; Agaricomycetes; Polyporales; Sparassidaceae.
AUGGUCAAUUCCCGCACGGAUAGGGCGGACGUCGUCGAAGUUGAGGCAAAAGUCGAUAGGUUGACGGACAAGAUAAAGACUUCAACACCUUCACAACGAAAUGAUGCUAUCCCUCAAAUACAUUCUCCCGCCGAUGCCGGCCCCGCUCACUAUCUCCGCCUCGACGGUUCGUUCUAUCAGGUCGAGAAUUACGGCCGCACGCACAUGACGCUCGAUGAGAAGACAGUCCGAACGGACUCGCGGAUUAACGUGAACGUCGAGAUACCAAAUACAUGGCGGGAGGACCGCAUGAGCUACAUUCACGAAGAGCGCGAUACCGGCUUCACACAAAUAAUAUCAUCCUCCGGGCAUUCCUCCAACGUACAUGCAUUGACGUCAUUGUCUAUGCCUCUGCCAUGCUCGCAUUUUGCUCUGUUUGUGGAACAAUACUGA